Messenger RNA from Jatropha curcas, 3836 nucleotides. NCBI's taxonomy places the organism in Eukaryota, Viridiplantae, Streptophyta, Magnoliopsida, Malpighiales, Euphorbiaceae. The record is from RefSeq and is a predicted model, not a curated record.
CUCUUUGGCGGCACAAGCCUAUUCUCCAUGGCAGGCUAAUGCACCUCUCCACUUCACAUUCGCAGGCUGCGGUACAGUAUAUCGUGGCUCUUUCACAUCCUCUCAUCAGAUCAUAUACUCUCCAAUGACACUUUAAACCUCUCCGAUUCGCUAUAAUAUCUUUUCCCUUCCUUCUCCGUAUAUGCAAUCUUUAAUGGAUUUGAGGAAGCUUGCAAUCAUCAAACCCACCUUUCUUUAUCCUCCCGUUACACGCCCUUUGACCUGUUUCACAUCCACAACCCAACAACGACACCAAACGCAUCCUCAAGAGCCUCCGUUGCAGCCACAGACCCGAGAAAAAUCUUCAAAUAAGAGUUUAACCAAUUUGGUAUUUGCUCUUCUCUCUAAUCGUCGUUUUAAAUAUUCUAAAUGUGAAAAACUCCUGCAGCAUUUGACUCCGCAAGAGUUCGAUCAAUGUUUCCUUGAUAUUCGACCAAAUGUGAAUCCCCAAACCACUCUAAAAUUCUUUCAAUUUGCAUCUAGUACUCGUAAUUUUCGUUUUACAGUACGUUCUUAUUGCCUUUUGAUUCGGUUGCUAGUUUCUUCUGAUAUUUUAUCAGCUGCGAGAUUGCUUCUUAUUCGUUUGAUUGACGGGAAGCUGCCAGUUCUCUAUGCCAAUGAGUUUGAGAGGAGGCAUAUUGAGAUUGCAAUGACAAUUGUAGAUCUACAUUCGGGGUUUGGGCCCGUUGUUGUAGUUAAAUUAGCUGAUUUGAUUAUACAUAUUUAUUGUACACAAUUUAAACAUCUAGGUUUUGAUGUGGCUUUUGAUGUGUUUAGUUUAUUGGCCGGUAAGGGUUUGCUUCCUUCUAUGAAGACUUGCACUUUUUUGUUGAGUUCUUUAGUGAAAGGUAAUGAGUUGAAAAAGAGCUAUCAAGUGUUCGAUAUGAUUUGUAAUGGUGGUGUCACUCCAGAUGUUUACUUGUUUAGUACCAUGGUUAAUGCCUUUUGCAAGGGAGGCAGACUGGAGGAUGCCAUUGAAUUGUUUCUUAAAUUGGAAAAGAUGGGUACUGCUCCAAACGUUGUCACAUAUAAUAAUAUUAUUCAUGGCUUAUGCAAGAAUGGCAGAGUAAAUGAGGCAUUUCAAUUUAAAGAAAAGAUGGUAAAAGAGAGGCUGAACCCAAGUGUAGUGACUUAUAGCAUUCUAAUUAAUGGGUUGGUAAAGUUGGAGAGAUUUGAUGAAGCUUACUGUGUCUUGAAGGAAAUGUAUGACGGAGGUUUUGCGCCAAACAAUGUUGUCUAUAACACAUUAAUUGAUGGGUAUUGUAGGAUAGGUAAUAUUAGUCAGGCACUGGAAGUAAGAGAUACUAUGGUAUCCAAGGGAAUAAGUCCCAAUUCGGUUACUUUUAAUUCAAUUGUACUAGGCCUUUGCAAGAGUAAUCAAAUAGAACAUGCUGAAUGCAUUUUGGAGGAAAUGCUAUCGAGAGGUUUAGUGAUAAACCAGGGUGCAUUUACUUCAGUUAUUCAUGGGCUAUGUUUGAAGUCUAGGUUUGAUUCUGCACUAAGGUUUACUAGGGAGGUGCUAUUAAGAAAUUUAAAGCCCAAUGAUGGUUUGCUGACCACACUGGUUAGUGGGCUGUGUAAGGUUGGUAAGCAAUCAGAGGCAAUAAAACUUUGGUUUAGUCUAUUGGAGCAAGGUUUCACAGUCAAUAUAGUUACUUCAAAUGCUCUCAUUUAUGGACUUUGUGAGGCUGGUAACGUACAAGAAGCUGCUAAGCUUCUAAAGGAGAUACUAGCGAGGGGUUUAAUAUUGGACAAAAUCUCAUACAACACACUUAUAUUAGGGUAUUGCAAGGAAGGAAAAGUUGAGGAAUGUUUUAAACUUAAGGAAGAGAUGAUAAGAGAAGGAAUUCAGCCAGACAUACAUACUUACAAUUUGCUAUUGCAUGGGCUUUGUAAUAAAGGCAGACUAGAAGAAUCUUGCAUGCUUUGGGAUGAAUGCAAAAGAAAUGGUCAUGUUCCAAAUGUUUAUACAUAUGGAGUCAUGAUUAAUGGAUACUGUAAAGCCAACAAAAUUGAAGAGGCUGAAAACUUGUUCAGAGUGAUGCUUACUAUGGAAAUGGAGCUCAACUCUGUUGUUUACAAUACACUAAUCAGAGCAUACUGUAAAUCUGGGAACAUGAUGGAAGCUUUUAGACUCCGUGAUGACAUGAGAAAUAGAGGCAUCCCUUUAACUUCUGCCACGUAUUCUUCUCUUAUAAAUGGACUCUGCAAUAUUGGCCUUUUAGAUGAUGCAACUCACCUUCUUGAUGAGAUGAGGAAGGAGGGCUUGUUACCAAAUGUUGUCUGCUAUACUGCACUUAUUGGUGGUUAUUGUAGGCUAGGGCAGAUGGAUAAAGUUGAUAAUGUCUUGCAGGAAAUGUCUUUUCAUAAUAUACAUCCUAAUAAAGUCACCUAUACUAUCCUGAUAGAUGGAUAUUGCAAAAUGGGAAAUAUGAAAGAAGCAGCUAAGCUUGUGAAUGAGAUGGCUGAAAAAGGAGUUGUUCCAGAUGCUGUCACUUACAAUGCACUUACAAAUGGUUUUUGUAAGGAAGGGAAGGUAGGGGAAGCUUUUAAAGUAUGUGAUCAUAUGUCCUCUAGUGGAGUAUGUUUAGAUGACAUUACAUAUACGACAUUGAUUGAUGGGUGGCAUCAGUCAUCUGCAGUUAAAAAUCAAGAAUGAUUCUGAACUGUUGGAUGUUUAACUGUACCUGGGAUGCUGUUGUCUCUAAAACGGUUGAUAUUUCAUCAGCUGAAUAAAAUGAAAGCUGAUUGUUUGCCAUGGAGAAUAUUCUAUCAUGUUCUCUUUUAAACCCAAUUGCUAUCAUUGAAUUUCAGAGGAUGGUCUUGGCUCACUGCAUCCACAAAUUUGGCUUAAGAUUUGGUACUUUCAUGAUCCAGAUAAUUUUUGUGUGUAUACUGGAUAUCUAACAUCGGAGUUCCCCACCACGAUAAUAGAGAAAGAAAGAAAAAGAAAAGAAGAAGAUGGAGAGAAGAGAGAACUGUGUAGAUGCCAACAUGAUCAGCGGGCAACUUGGGAGGGUUAUGAUUACUUUUCAACCUUACCAGGUUAUACAUUUUUGCCAGUUCCUGCCAAGAAUUAUUGGCAUUGCUGACAUUAUCUGGUGUAUGGAACAGAACAAAACAUUGUUGAUUUACCUCAUGAAAGUGAUUUUCGAGAAUCCCAAAUUCCAACAAAACUAGGCCAUUCCUAAUGAAUAAAGAACUUGAAGAACAUUGCAAGAAAGAAAUUCAAUAUCUUUUACAUAAAGGAUUGAUCUCAAUCUAGGUCUCGUUGGAGUUAUGCUGCAAUCUGUGUUAACAGAUAGUUCAUGUGAGAGUAAUAAAUGUUGCUAAAAAGCAGAGAGGCUCAUUUACCUUCGAAGUCCUGGACAUACAAGACCGCAACUUAACAUGUUCAGCUACUGAAAGACUUCUGGAGUAAGCCUUACGCCCUAAUGCCCUGAUUUAAAAGACUAGCACAGAUUUCAAGAUUUGGAUACAACCAAGACCAGUGGAAACCGGUGGAGAUUUAUGGAAAUAUAACAUUAGAGUUGAAGAUGGCUAUCUGACAUCGGUUCAAAGAUGGGGUCCGACUCUAGGGUAGCAGCUAGUUCUGGCCAUAGGAUGGCGGAUAUAGUCCAUGAGCCGUCACCUUGAGCACUCGAUCUUUGAUUCAUGUAUCCAACUCCUAUUUUUUGUAUGGUUGAACAGACUGUGCCGAGUACUGGGCUUCCAAAUCCAAAGUUGAUUUCAGCGACUGGGAACCUCCUCCCUGAUGAUAAGACGAGAGCUGGACCACCCCGACCUAACACAAUAUU